Messenger RNA from Asterias rubens (European starfish), 2487 nucleotides. RefSeq names its product cyclin-H-like. The transcript has 10 exons. Gene Ontology annotation, molecular function: cyclin-dependent protein serine/threonine kinase regulator activity. The record is from RefSeq and is a predicted model, not a curated record. Lineage: Eukaryota; Metazoa; Echinodermata; Asteroidea; Forcipulatida; Asteriidae. Gene Ontology annotation, biological process: regulation of cyclin-dependent protein serine/threonine kinase activity; regulation of transcription by RNA polymerase II; DNA-templated transcription. Gene Ontology annotation, cellular component: transcription factor TFIIK complex; nucleus. Bases 127 to 1110 code for a protein of 327 amino acids.
AUGGUUCUGUUGAAUGUGAGAUAGUUCAGUUGCUUUACUUUUUAACUUGAAAAGUUACUAAGACGAUCUCACAAUAAAUGAUAUGUUUUUUCAUGAGAAUCAUUCUCUGUUAGCCUCAGCUUUGUGAUGUUUCAGAGCAGUACUCAGAAGAGAUGCUGGACAUUCAGCAGCGAAAAGGAUGUAGAAAUUCUCAGACAAGAAUGCAAUACUCGAUUCCAAGAACAACAUCAUCUUAUCUCAGCAAAGAGGAAAGAUCCAGGAUCUUUUUUCCUUUCUGCAAAUGAGGAAUACAUUUUGUGUCGUCAUUACGAACAUCUACUGCGAGAUUUCUGCCGAAGAUUUGAGCCCCCAAUGCCACCAAGUGUUAAGGGUUCAUCAUGUGCAUAUUUCAAGAGAUUCUACCUGCGCAACACAGUGAUGGAUUAUCAUCCUAAGUUUAUUAUGUUGACGUGUGUGUAUCUUGCUUGUAAGAUAGAAGAAUUCAAUGUCUCCAUUACACAAUUCUGUGGAAAUCUCAGCGCUGACCAAGAGAGGGCAGCAGAGCUUAUAUUAGGUCACGAGUUACUCGUUAUGCAACAACUUGACUUUCAUCUGACUAUACAUAAUUUAUUCAGACCACUAGAGGGAUUUCUUAUUGAUAUUAAGACACGUUUUCCAUCAUUAGAGAGCCCAGAACAGCUGAGGAAAUCAGCGGAGGAGUUUCUUCAUAGGUCGCUUGCAAGUAACGUCAGCCUCCUGUAUUCACCAUCACAGAUUUCCUUAGCGGCUCUUGUUACAAGUGCUGGAAGACAGAAAGUCAACAUUGAUAAGUAUGUGACGGAUUUCUUGCUCAGUAGUGGAAAGAAAGAAGAUCUUAAAGAACUAGUCAUGUCCAUAAAAAAAAUCCGUUACUUAGUGAGUAACAUUCCUCCUCUAGACAUCGAAGUAGUGAAGAGUCUCGAGAAGAAGUUGGACCAAUGUCUCAACCAAGAACUCAAUCCAGACAGUGCGAUUUACAAGAAGAAGGUCCAAGAAUUACUGGAUGCAGAAGAUGAAGACUUCACACUAGAAAACUACACACAAAAUGAGGAGAGUAAACGAAGAGAAGCUGAAUUGUUGAUGAGUGUUUGACGUUAAAUAUUGACAACAAAUUAAUCGAGAUGUGAAGAGUCUUCCCUCGGAUAUUCAUCUCAUUGGACAAGUCUCAUACAAAGAUAGAGUUGUUUGGACUUGUUUCCAGAAUGCAGGACAUGUAGCUCAAUGGAACGCAGGUAACAAAGUCACGGGUACCAGCCUGUUUUGUUUGGAGAGUAAGGAGGAUACUAGAACUGUUUUCAAUUUAGCCGCUGGGGGCUGGGGCAAGGGUUCAGAGUGAAGUGGCCUCGUUUUGUAACCUCGUUGAUACCUCGUAAGCCAUACUUCAACCCGCGGUAUCAAGUACUGUUAUGUGCCGUGCGGUAUAGUUUCUAUGCAUUUCGUGAAGUCAGAGCGGGCCGGUGCUUGCGUAAAGAGCCUUGGACAAGGCUAAUUGCGUUACUGUGUGUUAAACACUUAGAGCUUGCUACAUUAACUGGUGUGCUUUGUCUUCUCCUGCCGAUGACUAAAACAUCUUAGAUGAAACAAUAAGAUUAAAUCAACCACUCUAUUCAGAGCCACCAGCUCUCAGUAGGUACUUCCUCAGCGUAGAGUAACAGUUUCUUAUUUCUCAUCAAUCUCGAAUCAAGGAAUGAAGAAACUGGCCAGUGUUACAAGAGUCUUGCAGGAAUGUGGGGUCACAUGAUCUUUCUUGAUUUUCGUUUGUAUUUUUCUUGAAAACUCAUUGAGCCUUCACAUUGUCUUGAGGGAGGUAAAUCAGAAACUAAAAGGAGAACAAAGUAGUCCACAAUGUAUCCUAACCUGUGUUUAUGUCUGGUUUUCCGACGAGUCUGUAAAUCUCCUGGUAGUUCUAAGGGGUUCCAGGUCUAGAACUUGUAAACUGCGUUCAGGAACAGUCCCAUUUUGUCAAACAUAUCAUUCUUGGUUUAUACUGAGCCUUAGUUGGUGGUGGGGGGGGGUGAUGCUACCACUUUCACUUGAUCAAAACCGAAAGAAUCAUUUGGGAUAAACGUUAUAGAAGUGAUGGUUUCAGGGUUUUAUUACUUCAGGUAAAUCAUUAUUUGUCAAUUUUCUAAGAAAUCUGCAAAACAUCAAAUGUCAUCAGCAAAUGUCAUCCACAUUUUGUUGAUGUAAAAAAUGCCACAAUAAGCUAUUAUGUUGUUCGUUUGUUUGUUUGUUGGGAAUAAUUAAUGAAUGAACUUAUUUGUCAAUUUGAAAUAAAUCGGAUUUGUAUCAUAUGGACAGUUUAGUUUCCUUGCAAUAAUUUGAAUACCUUAAAGUAUCCAUGAAGGGUAACUACAAAUUGUAUAGUUUGAUAAACACUUAUAAAAUCUCUUCAAAAAAAUAAGACCCGCUUAGAUUCCUCACCAGAAAAUAACAAAUAAACAGGACUAUAAUUUUUUCAGAAUAUUA